AUGUCGCACUUCAUAAUUAGACGCCAGGACGAUGUAAUUUAUAUGUCUGGCAAUUCUACCUACAAGUGGAAUAUUCAACCACUGGAUCGCGUUGAGGCGAGCUUCCAGCUAUAUAAAUUUGAUCGUAUAGCCUGGUUGCAAACACCAUUCGGUAUGAAAAUUCGUGACAUGUGUCCAGUUCUAUUUGAUGAGCCUCAGUACUGGUAUAAGUAUUGGACAAAAUAUAUAACUAAUAAGGACGAUUUUAAGGGGAAAUGUCCUAGCCCAGGAGUAUGUUUGAUAACUUAUUUUACGAACCAUUUUCCUUGAACUUGUUUAUCGAAUUAACUGGAUUGCCUUUAAAUGGACGAUAUAAAGUUUUAAUAACAGCUAAGGCCUUUAGCCCGA
Messenger RNA from Drosophila arizonae, 387 nucleotides. RefSeq lists its product as uncharacterized. The record is from RefSeq and is a predicted model, not a curated record. Lineage: Eukaryota; Metazoa; Arthropoda; Insecta; Diptera; Drosophilidae.